CUGUCACUUGGUCAAUCCACUCGUAUCGUUCGACCUUCUAGCGUCGGAGAGUGACAGUAUUGCAAUAUUCAACUUUAUCCCUAUGUAUAUUUUUUGAAAAAUCAAACCUUUCUCUCUUUCUCACACACACACACACACUCUCUCUCUCUCUACCUCUAUUUAUUUAUUUUCCUCCGCAAUGAAUUUCCUAUUUGUUCUAUCAGUGAUCAGUUGCGUAAUUCUCGGUGCCAAUGGUGCAAGAAUUUUGGCGUUGUUCCCGCAUCAAGCGAAAAGUCACUACAACGUGUACGAGCCACUGUUGAAGAAACUCGCGGAGAAAGGCCAUCAAGUAGUGUCAGUGUCGUCUUUCCCCCAGAACAGGCCACUGACUAAUUUCACGGACAUUGACAUAAGCUCGAGUCUACCAAGCUUGGUCGGUACCAGGACGAUACCAAGUUCGUUUAAGCCAUCUAAAUGGGUGAGAUUGAGGGGAGUGCUUUCACUUGGCAUGUCAACGUGCGACCCCGUGCUAAAUUAUCCAGCGUUGAAGAGACUUGUGCGGUCCGAAGAGAAGUUCGACGCGUGCAUCAUCGAACUUUUCAACACCGAAUGUUUCCUCGGCAUCGUUCACGCUUUGAACAUACCGAUCGUGGUCGGGGCGACUAGCAGCGUGACGCUGCCAUGGACGAGCGACAUCGUGAGGAGUCCCGAAAUCCCCAGCUACAUUCCGAACUGGAUCGGCAGCCUAACAGAUCGGAUGAGUUUCUUCGAGAGAUCUGCCAACCUUCUCGACUUUUUGCUCACCAAGUUUGCGUAUAGAUACUUAUCAGACAAGCCAGGUUACGAAAUCGCGAAGAAACACUUCGGCGACGAUCUGCCCGAUUUCGACGCUCUACGAUCGAAGAUAUCAUUGAUAUUAACGAACGGACACGUAGCUGUUAACACGCCGCGAGCGCUAGCACCGGGACUGAAGGAGCUGGGUGGCAUUCACAUACCAGCGUCGGGCCCACCGGCGUUGCCCAACGAUCUUCAAGAUUUUCUUGACUCGCACUGGGAAAACGGUGUUAUUUACUUUAGCCUAGGAUCGCAAAUAGACUCGUCCACCAUGGCGGCGCAGGCGUUAGAAGGUUUUUACAGAGCGUUCGAGCAAGUACCGCAGCAAAUACUGUGGAAGUGCUCCGCGGAGAAAAUGCCCACGCUGCCCAGGAACGUUAAGUGCAUCGAAUGGGCGCCCCAGCUCGCCAUAUUGUGUCACCCGAACGUGCGGCUGUUUAUCACACACGGUGGAUUGCUGGGGAGUCAAGAGGCAGUUUAUUGCGGGGUACCGCUUCUCGGUAUACCCCUGUACGGAGAUCAGCACUUGAACGUGGCCUACUUCGUGAAAAAGGGGCUGGCUCUGGGCCUGGAUUACCGUCAACUUUCAUACAAGCUAAUAUCGAACGCUUUGAACGAGCUACUCCUGAACAAGAGCUACACGGACAUGGCAGCCGAAGCUUCUUCGCGGUUCAAAGACCGACCGAUACCACCUUUGGACGAGGGAGUUUACUGGAUAGAAUAUUUACUUCGUCACGGGCCGGAUUCGUUGAAAAUAGCAGCUGCCGAUUUAACGUGGUAUCAGUAUCUGUUGCUGGAUGUCGUGUCCGCGAUGGUAGUCUCAACUCUGGUUGCAAUUUGGAUAGUCUGCAAGUUGUUGAAGCUACUGUUUCGCCGGAGAGGAACAACAUCGGUGAACGUUGAGAAGAAACGAUCGUGAAUCGUUCUCAUACCGAGCGACUCGAAAACAAUUCACUCGAGUUAUUCGUCCAAUUAAACUUCACGCAGAUGACAUUGUGCCCCGCGUCGAUGUGUACAUUUGUUUCUUAA
Messenger RNA from Frieseomelitta varia, 1842 nucleotides. Its product is annotated as UDP-glycosyltransferase UGT5-like. The transcript has 4 exons. Lineage: Eukaryota; Metazoa; Arthropoda; Insecta; Hymenoptera; Apidae. The record is from RefSeq and is a predicted model, not a curated record. The coding region runs from base 179 to 1732 and encodes 517 amino acids. Gene Ontology annotation, molecular function: UDP-glycosyltransferase activity.